This is a messenger RNA of Nerophis lumbriciformis (worm pipefish), 4320 nucleotides long. It is a transcript of the gene rasa1a, whose product is annotated as RAS p21 protein activator (GTPase activating protein) 1a. Lineage: Eukaryota; Metazoa; Chordata; Actinopteri; Syngnathiformes; Syngnathidae. Gene Ontology annotation, molecular function: protein binding. The record is from RefSeq and is a predicted model, not a curated record. Gene Ontology annotation, biological process: regulation of GTPase activity.
GGAGACGGAGCGGGUAAGCAAGCCAACAGUCACCAACCUGCAAAUCAACGCAAACUUCGCUUUAAAACAAGCCACAAAUGUCUACUUUGACCCAUCGAUAUGCUCGGACCGCGCCGUGGAUUUAGGCGGCAGCAGCGUGUCGUUCAUGGACACUUCUCGACACGGACGAGGAUUACACACGGCACUGACAAUAAAAACAACGAGGGUGAAUUCCGAAAAAAGAAAAGUAUUUUGAUAUUCCGUCUUUAAACAUGUUUGCGUCUCGAUGAGAACUUUAAUCCCAGGAAACAAUGAAGACCGAGCGAAGAAAGAAGUCAUCAAGUGUGUGUUAGCCAUCCUUACCGUUAGCUAACCUGCUAAGCAGGGUUAGCUCGUCGGCUAACGCGAGCUACGUUUUUUUUUUUUUUGGACUAAGUUUUUAUUGUUGGAGUCUAAGCACUGACGAAGUGUUCCAACAAGAGAGGGGAAGGGCGGGCUCCCUUCUGGACUUUCCCCGGAAUGAUGGCAGCGGAGGUCAGCAGCGAAGAGACGAGCUCGGUCACAACAGGCGGAGGCCCGGAGACAGCGGCCCCGUCCCCCUGCUGUGCCCAGUCGGCCAGAGUGAGAGCGGCUGAUCUGGGUCAGAAUUCUAACACAUCCCCGGACUCUCCCCCGGAUAUCAGCAUGAUCUACCCGCUGUCCAGUGGCGGAGGUGGACUGUCGGGGUUGCAAGGAUCGAGCUCAGGGAACUUGGGCGGCAUGUGCGGCUCUCCCACUUCGGAGGCACCGCCGGCCAGUCGGAUUUCACCCACAUCUCCAGGCCCGGAUGGGGGGACCGACUUACCUCCACUACCGCCGCCGCCGCCUCCGCCGCCUGGUUUAACGGGUCUCGGCGGUACUCUGGACGAAAGCGACAUGCAAGAUGGGCCGGAGUACGAGGAAGAAGAGGUGGUGUUCCCACUCUCUGCACCUCCCUCUAACCAGUGGUACCAUGGCAAGCUAGACCGAACCAUUGCAGAGGAGCGGCUGCGCCAGGCCCGGACCCAUGGCAGCUACCUCAUCAGGGAGAGUGACCGCCGGCCCGGUUCCUUUGUCCUGUCUUUCCUCAGCAUGACCAAUGUGGUCAACCACUUCAGGAUAAUUGCCAUGUGUGGGGACUAUUACAUUGGUGGACGGCGGUUCUCCUCCUUAUCAGACCUAAUUGGUUACUACAGCUAUGUGUCUUGCCUGCUCAAAGGAGAAAAGCUCCUAUGGCCUGUGGCCCCUCCUGAGCCUGUAGAAGACCGGAGGAGAGUAAGGGCCAUACUGCCAUACACCAAAGUGCCAGAUACUGAUGAGAUCAGCUUCCUGAAGGGUGACAUGUUUAUUGUUCACAAUGAACUGGACGACGGCUGGAUGUGGGUGACCAAUGUUCGCACAGAGGAGCAGGGCCUCAUUGUGGAAGAUCUGGUGGAGGAGGUGGGGCGGGAAGAGGAUCCACAUGAGGGAAAAAUCUGGUAUCACGGAAAGAUUACUAAGCAAGAGGCCUACAACCUGCUGAUGACAGUUGGACAGGUGUGCAGUUUCCUGGUGCGGCCAUCAGACAACACACCUGGGGACUACUCCCUUUUCUUUCGCACCAAUGAGAACAUCCAAAGGUUUAAGAUCUCUCCCACCCCCACCAACCAGUACAUGAUGGGGGGGAGGUACUACAACAGUGUUGACGACAUCAUCGACCACUACAAAAAAGAGCAGAUUGUCGAAGGCUACAACUUGAAAGAUCCUGUUUCAGUGCAGCACCAAGAGCAAGUCAUCACAGACACAGUGGAUGGGAGAGAAAUUUACAACACAAUCAGGCGAAAAACAAAAGAUGCUUUCUAUAAAAACAUUGUCAAGAAAGGCUACCUCCUCUUCAACAAAGGCAAAGGCAAACGGUGGAAGAAUCUUUACUUCAUCCUGGAGGGCAAUGACGCCCAGCUGAUUUACUUUGAGAGUGAGAAAAGAGCCACAAAACCCAAAGGGCUGAUCGACCUAAGCGUGUGCUCCGUAUAUGGUGUGCACGACAGUCUAUUUGGCAGGCCAAACUGUUUCCAGAUUGUUGUCCAGCACUUUAGUGAGGAGCAAUACAUCUUCUACUUUGCAGGGGAGGUUCCAGAACAGGCACAGGAUUGGAUGAAAUGCCUUCAAACAUUCUGCAGUAAUUUAAGGAAAACAACACAACCCACUUCUAACAAAAGGCUAAGACAGGUAAGCAGCCUGGUGCUCUAUGUGGAGGAGGCCCAUAAGCUGCCAGUGAAGUAUUUCACUAACCCUUACUGCAACAUCUACCUGAACAAUGUCCAAGUGGCCAAGACACACCCUAGGGAAGGGCAGAACCCUGUUUUCACUGAGGAGUUUAUUUUCGAUGAUCUUUCAAGUGAAAUCAACAGAUUUGAAAUCAGCCUGAGCAACAAAACGAAAAAGAGCAAAGAAAGUGACAUAUUAUUCAUGCGUUGCCAGCUGAGCCGUCUGCAGAAGGGCCAGAUGAGCGAUGAGUGGUUCCAUCUCAGCUCUCACGUACCACUCAAGGGCAUCGAGCCGGGCUCAUUGCGUGUACGUGCCCGCUACUCCAUGGAGAAGAUCAUGCCGGAAGAGGAGUACAGCGAGUUUAAAGAGAUGAUACUGCAGAAAGAGUUCCAUGUCAUCUACGCUCUGGCCCAUGUGUGUGGUCAGGACCGCACCUUAUUGGCAAGCCUCCUUCUAAGGAUCUUCAGACAUGAAAAGGAUGAAGCCCCCCUUCUCAGGACUCUCAAUGACCGAGAGAUUAACAUGGAGGAUGAAGCCACAACUUUGUUCCGAGCGACCACACUGGCCAGCACACUGAUGGAGCAGUACAUGAAGGCCACGGCCACGCCCUUCGUCCAUCACGCUCUGAAGGACACUAUUCUCAAGAUCAUGGAGAGCAAACAGUCCUGUGAGUUGAACCCAUCCAAACUGGAAAAGAAUGAGGAUGUGAACCUGAACCUGGCGCAUCUUCUCAACAUCCUGUCAGAACUGGUAGAAAAGAUCUUCAUGGCCGCUGAGAUCCUACCAUCGACGCUGAGAUUUAUUUAUGGCUGUUUGCAAAAAUCUGUGCAGCACAAGUGGCCCACUAAUACGACCAUGAGGACCAGAGUCGUAAGUGGUUUCGUCUUUCUCAGACUCAUCUGUCCAGCAAUCCUCAACCCGAGAAUGUUCAACAUCAUUGCUGACCCUCCAUCAUCAACAGCAGGCAGGACCCUGACACUGGUGGCAAAGUCUGUCCAGAACUUGGCUAACCUCGUGGAAUUUGGUGCUAAGGAGCCUUACAUGGAGGGUGUGAAUCCUUUCAUCAAAAACAAUAAGCAUAGGAUGAUCAUGUUUCUGGAUGAGUUGGGGAACGUUCCUGACCUCCCUGAAGCCACAGAGCACUUUAGGACUGAUCUGUCCCGAGACCUGGCUGCGUUGCAUGAGCUCUGCGCCACACACUCCGAUGAGCUGCGGACGCUCAGUAACGAGAGAGGGGCUCAGCAGCACGUGUUAAAAAAGCUGCUGGCCAUCACGGAGCUCCUGCAGCAGAAGCAGGCUCAGUACGCCAUGUCCAACAGCAACAGGACCGAGUGCACCAUCAUGUCGCUAGCUGCCGCCAUCCAGGUCAUGUGAAGGAGGCCGGGAGUUGUGUUUUGCAGCAUGUGGCCUGCGAUCCCCCCAUAGAUCAAAAAAGCAAUAUGGCCGUCCUCCGUUGGAGAGGACAUAUAUGAACAUUGUCCUUGCCUUUCCCAAAUAUGCUUUAGACACAGACGCCGUGUUGAACGAUGGACCUGAGCUGCAGUGAGCUAUGGACGUGGGCAUGGUAGCAACCAAAGUACUGAAGUAGCAUCGUCUGCGUUCUUCAGGGAAUUUUAACACAAGCCUUAAUAACGUCCUUUCGACACACGUCCAGCUCUUCCUCUUUUAACCGUUUUUGUAUCGUCAACUUCUAUAGAGUUUGUAGCAAAACAGCAGAAAGGUGGUCUUACUUAAGACGUACUGUACAUAAGUGCAUGUGUUAAUAACCCCAUCGUCACCAAUGGUUCACUUCUCUGCAGUCUCUCCAGCCCAAGCAGGUGCUGGAACACACGCAUUUUUACACUUUUCGACUGUUCUCUUAGCUUCAAGCGCAGAUUUCACCUCGUGAUUGAAAGCUGCACUGUCAUACCGUUCACUGUAGGAACCUCACCGAGUGUCGGGUAGCGUACCCUUGCUGUCCUUUCUCGUAUUUCAUACAGGCCAAUGUGUUCCUUUUUAUUUUUCUACCUGAUUCUGAACCUUUUUGCAUCUUAGAUACGACAACCUGGCAGUUGAAAUAAAAACAAAGUGGUGUGA